GGCCCUUCAAAUCUGACAAUCCCCACCUUCCUCGCUCAUCGCUUUCCCUCUGUCUUUACUAUACAGUUCAGCCAAAACUUUUCUGGUUUGAUUGUUCAACUUGCUUAAAAUUUUGGAUAGUCUUGCCAUAGCCUGUUACUCGCACCACGACAAGCGUUAAACCCUUCACUUUCUCCUCCGCACCCGGUCCCCUUCUUCCUUCUCUCUACUAUCCUUCCCAUGAGCCCGGCCUCUUCUUUCAACCUCACUCCAAACAGGUUUUAGUUUAUUUCUAACAUGGGAAGUUGUUUGGGCACCCAAAUUAAAGCUGAGAGCCAGUGUAACUCAGGUAUUUCUGGUUUUGCUUGCUCUUUGGUGCAACCCUGUUGUCGGGUGACCAUGCUAUUGAUUUCUCGAUUCAUAUCCUUGUAGGGUCGACUUCAAAACACGUGAGCACAGAUGGAAGUGAUCUGCGCAUCACGGGUAGCGAGGUUUCAAAGGCCUCGGCGACUAAUACUAGUCUGAGUAUGGGUGAGAUCUUGCACUCAGCCAAUUUGAAGAGCUUUACUUAUGCAGAACUGAAGGCGGCCACGCGAAAUUUCCGGCCAGAUAAUGUUUUAGGAGAAGGUGGUUUUGGAUCAGUUUUCAAAGGGUGGAUUGAUGAGAAGUCCUUAACUGCUGCCAAGCCUGGCACUGGCAUUGUUAUUGCUGUGAAAAGACUUAAACAAGAUAGUAUGCAAGGUCACAGUGAGUGGUUGGCUGAAGUGAAUUGCCUAGGACGAUUUUCUCAUCCCCAUCUUGUAAAGUUGAUUGGGUAUUGCCUUGAAGACGAACACCGCCUUCUGGCGUAUGAAUUUAUGCCUCGAGGCAGCCUGGAGAAUCAUUUAUUCAGGAGGGGCUCUUACUUUCAACCUCUCUCUUGGAGCCUCCGUUUGAAGGUCGCUCUAGGUGCUGCUAGAGGGCUUGCAUUCCUUCACGGUGCUGAAACAAAAGUGAUAUAUAGGGACUUCAAGACCUCAAAUAUCUUGCUUGAUUCAAACUACAAUCCAAAACUUUCUGAUUUUGGGUUGGCCAGGGAUGGACCAGCAGGGGACGAAAGUCAUGUCUCCACUAGAGUAUUAGGAACCUAUGGAUAUACAGCUCCUGAAUAUGUAGCCACCGUCAUGGCAGGUCACCUGACUUCAAAGAGUGACGUCUAUAGUUUUGGAGUAGUGCUGGUGGAAAUGUUAUCAGGUCGGCGAGCAAUGGACAGGAGUCGACCAUCAGGACAGCGCAACAUGGUGCAGUGGGCUAAGCCAUACCUGGCAAACAAACGCAAACUUUUUCGUGUGCUUGAUAACCGUCUUGAAGGCCAGUAUACAAUAGACGAGGCGUACAAGACAGCUACACUGGCAUUGCGAUGCAUUUCAACGGAAUCCAAGUUCAGGCCAAGCAUGGACGAGAUUGUUUCUGAGUUGGAGCAGCUUCAAGUUCCCAGUGGAAAUGGAGGCAAACAAAAGCCCGCUGUUAAUAAAUCCAGUGGUAGAAGAAGUGAAGGCGAUGCUAAGAAUGGGACGACCCCCACGGUUUAUCCCCGUCCCUCUGCGUCCCCACUCUAUGCUUGAAACUCGAUAAAGCUCAAUGCUGCAAAUCCAUAGCUAUCCAGAUUGUACACAUCUAAUAUCUUAUGUCAGUUAAUAUGGGUGACAUAUGUAUUCUCUGUUUUGUUUGUAAAGUGCUUGUAGAAAAUAGAUAUAGUUGUGAAAGCAGGAUGGGAUGCAAGUGGUUUUGCAUGACCAUAGAGUAUAGUUGGCUUUGUUUUUUUAUGUUUUGUUUUGUUUUUUGCUUUUUGCUGCCUUUUCCUCCCUGUUGUGGGCAGUGUACUGGAAUUUGCUGAAUCCGAAUUAAUAUACCAUUUUCGUGAUA
This is a messenger RNA of Prosopis cineraria, 1884 nucleotides long. RefSeq names its product probable serine/threonine-protein kinase PBL10. Gene Ontology annotation, biological process: protein phosphorylation. Lineage: Eukaryota; Viridiplantae; Streptophyta; Magnoliopsida; Fabales; Fabaceae. The coding region runs from base 507 to 1583 and encodes 358 amino acids. The transcript has 7 exons. The record is from RefSeq and is a predicted model, not a curated record. Gene Ontology annotation, molecular function: ATP binding; protein kinase activity.